CAGUAUUAAAUUUGUGACGUCAAGAGAUCCGCUUCGCGAACAUCGAGGGCUAAGCUUCCAAGUGUACAGCUACACAUAUAUAAAGAUAUAUAUAAAGCCGACCCCGCCAGCAUCCCAGCUUAGUAAUCCACUUUGCCAAUCCAAAAAACCAACGCCAAAAACCAAACCAAGAUGGCCGCCCCAGCACCAGCACUCAAGGAUCUCCCCAAGGUGGCCGAGAACCUGAAAAGCCAGUUGGAGGGAUUCAACCAGGACAAACUGAAGAACGCUAGCACCCAGGAGAAGAUCAUUCUUCCGACCGCCGAAGAUGUGGCUGCCGAGAAGACCCAGCAGUCGAUCUUCGAGGGUAUCACCGCUUUCAAUCAGAACAACUUGAAGCACACGGAGACCAACGAGAAGAACCCGUUGCCCGAUAAGGAAGCCAUCGAACAGGAGAAGGAGAAGAAUCAGUUCAUCGCCGGCAUCGAGAACUUUGAUGCGAAAAAGUUGAAGCACACCGAGACCAACGAGAAGAACGUGCUGCCCACCAAGGAGGUAAUCGAGGCCGAGAAGCAGGCUUAAAAUGGGGGCUCCAAUGUGGUCAACUCCGAUCCGAGAUCUGAGAUCCGAUCCUCAGUCACCCCAUCUCUCUUUUUCGUCUCGCCGCAUCUCACUCUUUAUACGUAUAAAGCUAUUCCCUCUCAAUUUUCAACUGCUACCAAGUUAUUUGAACCGUUGCGCAUGCGCGUGAUAGCAAAAGUAUUUUACUAUUAUCGUAUUUCGGUUGUCCUUUUUUUUUUUGCAAUAUUUUUAUAUAUAUAUAUAUUUUUUUGUAUUAACAAGCAAGAGAGCCAGUCUCAUUCCUACAGCGUAAUUAACAUAAAAUAAACAUUCGUCUAUCCCAUAUAUUUGUGCAUAAAUGUUUCCAAAACACACGACACACACAUCAUCAGAGGAAAGAUAAAACGCAGAUACAAAGCAAUACGACAGCCAACUCACUCAGAACAUUUACACAAAAAAAGACAGCAAAUAUAUGAGAAAUACUUUUUAAAAGACACGAAAAACGUAUGAAGCGUAUAAAACAGAAAAACAAAAAGAAAUACGGUAGAAAAGCAUCUAUAUAAAGAGUAUGUGUAAUUUUUUAAUGAACUUUUUUUUAUAUACUUUACAUACGAUAUAUUUAUACUGGGAAAAAUAAAAACGUAAAUGUACCAUUUUAUAACAAAAACGUA
Molecule: messenger RNA, 1211 nt
Organism: Drosophila santomea
Lineage: Eukaryota; Metazoa; Arthropoda; Insecta; Diptera; Drosophilidae
Gene: cib
Product: thymosin beta
Exons: 4
Coding region: 172-561 (129 amino acids)
Biological process (GO): actin filament organization
Cellular component (GO): cytosol
Molecular function (GO): actin monomer binding
Source: RefSeq, a predicted model, not a curated record